AUGGUUCCACUCGGGAUCGCCGCCAUCAUGGCGUCGGACGAACAAUUUUCACUAUGCUGGAACAAUUUCCACGCAAAUAUGUCAGCAGGCUUUCACGGCCUGCUGUCGCGUGGAGAUCUCGUAGAUGUUACAUUGGCUGCCGAAGGCAGGUUACUGCAGGCACACAAAUUAGUUUUAUCAGUAUGUUCUCCUUAUUUUCAAGAGAUGUUCAAAAUGAACCCAACUCAACAUCCCAUAGUAUUUUUAAAAGAUGUUAGUCAUUCAGCGUUAAGAGACUUAUUACAGUUUAUGUACCAAGGUGAAGUUAAUGUUAAGCAAGAAGAAUUAGCCUCUUUUAUUAGUACCGCGGAACAGCUUCAGGUUAAAGGUCUGACCGGAAAUCAGAAUGAAGAAAGUUCCACGCCAUCCAAACCAAAGCCGACCUCCAGGCCAGGCCCGAGGUCGUCACAACAAAGGCAAUCUGUUAUGACUAAGUUAGAGACUGAUUUAGAUUCUAAGCCCUCCACCACUCCAGUAGCGGUUAAGCGACCAAAUAGGCCAUCAAUAGCAUCAAAUAAUUCGUCAUCUUCACAAAGUGGACCUGCGAAAAGAAAAUGCGUGGACCCAUUAGAAGCCGGACCAUCUGGAUCUGCGAAAGAGGAAUUUGUGACGAUACCGGAUGAAGAUGAAAAUAACGCUGUGGCACCGAAAAUGGAACCUGAAUUUGUUAACGAAAGCAUGUGGGACGACGAUGACGAUGGCGCGAACAAUGAGGAAACAAACUUUGGCGAAGACGACUCUAAUAUGGAAAUGACUGCUUUUGAUGGCUCUACGACAGGCGAUGGCAACAUAACUGGAGGUGGUGAAGGUGGAGCUGUAGGUGAUGCACAAGGAACUGGCGAGGCACAGGUAUGUUACACUGUGACGCGCCGAGGGGCACCUUCCCUACUGGUCGACGGCUUCGGAUUUGUAGCACGCAAACGUCGUGGUCCUCGCGUCUACUGGACCUGCCGGAGCCGCGCGCAAGGUUGCCCCGCCAGGGCUCUCACCACGGACGGCAGGCUCGUAGCACGGGCAGGCAGCCACACGCACGAGCGUCAUGCGCCUGCCAUCGACGAACAUGCACGCAUCGAAAGUCUCAUCGAAACUAUUGCAGCAAAUAAUUAA
Messenger RNA from Spodoptera exigua (beet armyworm), 1146 nucleotides. NCBI's taxonomy places the organism in Eukaryota, Metazoa, Arthropoda, Insecta, Lepidoptera, Noctuidae. The record is from the annotation of a GenBank genome assembly.